AACGUGUGCAGUGUCAUUAUACUUUUAACGGAUAAACAAGUAAACAAUUUGAUAGAUUUGGUUACCUUAACCUUUAUUAAUGAUUGUGUUGUUGUUUAAUUUCUAAGCUGAUUGGGAUAUAUAAAUACAAACCGUUUUCGAAGGUAUCAUGGGUAAAGGAGGGCAGAAACAGGAGAGACAGGUUCUACCGUGGUCGGAAAUCUCUAAGCACAAUUCGAAGGAAGAUCGUUGGCUUGUGAUUGGUGGAGAGGUGUACGACAUCACAAACUGGUCAAAGAUCCACCCUGGUGGUCCACGUCUCAUCGGGCAUUACGCUGGACAGGAUGCUACGGAAGCGUUUGGAGCUUUCCAUAAAAGAGAGGAGGUUAGGAAAUAUCUUAAGCCGCUACAUAUUGGCUCAGUUGCCGAAUACAAGGACAGCGACAUCGACAAAGAUUUCCGCGAUCUCAAGCAGAUUGCCAUAAAAAUGGGUCUGUUUGAGCCGAGCUACACAUUUUACACACUUAUGUUAAGCCAGAUCAUACUGUUGUACGUUAUGUGCUAUUUUACACUGUACAUAUUCGGAGUGUCUUGGACAACUGUCAUUUUAUCCCUGGUUUUCCACGCCAUUGCACAGGCUCAAGCUGGUUGGCUUCAACAUGACUUCGGUCAUCUAUCCGUGUUUAAGAACUCUGCCUACGACCACUUUUUCCAUCAGUUUACCAUGACCUUUCUCAAGGGCGCGUCGGCAAGUUGGUGGAACCACAUGCAUUUCCAGCACCACGCCAAGCCUAAUGUGAUUGGCAAGGACCCUGAUGUAAGGCUGGACGCGCUGUUUGUCGUAGGGGAUGUUAUGCCAGUUGAGGUUGCCAAGGAGAGGAAAAGUAGCAUGCCCUUCAACCACCAGCACAAGUACUUCUUCGCAUUGGGUCCCCCGCUGUUGUUCCCUGUAUAUUUCCAGAGCAUAUUGUUCAAGUUCUUCAUCCAGAGGAAACUUUGGGGGGAGAUGGCUUUAUGCCUGACAUAUGUAUUCCUAUUUUUCUACCUAAUGGUUCCUUUCCUGGGAGGCUGGUGUAGUGUAGCAUUCUAUUUUUCCUCCCGGUGUCUUGAGAGCCAAUGGUUCACGUGGGUAGCCCAGUCUAAUCACAUACCGAUGAAAAUCAAAAAUGAGGAGAACAAUCCCUGGCUUCGCCUCCAGAUUUACGCGACCUGCGACAUCACGCCCUCCGUCUUCAAUGACUGGUUCACUGGGCAUCUUAACUUCCAGAUUGAACACCACCUGUUCCCAACGAUGCCUCGUCACAACUUGUACAAGAUUGCUCCCCUCGUGAAAUCCCUGUGUGAGAAACACAACGUCCCGUACAUUGUCAAACCCCUGUUGACUUCCUUUGUGGAUAUCUAUAAAUCGCUGAAAUCCUCCGGAGAACUGUGGGAAGAGACCUACAAUCAGUUUCACGCAACGUAGAUACAUGUAGAUGGCUGUCCAAUCAUCGUAGCUAGAAGGCUGUCCCACUGUUGUUCUGUCUGGUGAUCUCUCUAUGGUGUUGUUUGAACUGGAAGCCGGCUACGUGCUCUGCUGAAUUAAGGAAAAAAUGAACUGAAAAUCGAAUUUGGGACGUCUCUUUUAGGUUCUUUAAGUGUAUCUUCUUUUGGUUAACUACCGUAUGUGAUAAUUUAAUUAUCUAAAGGGGAAGGGGUGGGGGGUUGUGGGUAGAUUUUAGAUUCUUGAACCAUCCUAUAUCCAGCUGAAGAGAGAAAAUCCUUAAAAAAGGUGGUUUUUGUAAAGAUUUGUGGUUUAAACAUAUGUAUUUUUGAGUGAUAUGACAUGUUGAAACAAAAUCGAAGGAUGUUUAUAAAAUCUUUAUUGCUAUGUAAGUUAAGUCAUUAAAUUUAUGUUUUUUUUUUAUUGGUGUCAGUAGUUUAAACGAUAUAGGAUGAUUUUUAAUUACAAUUAUUGUGAAAUCUAUUCUUCUUAAUUGUAAAAUAUGGGCUGCCCAUUUUCUCCCAUAUUUUCAAAUGUUAUCAUCGUCUUUUAGAUGGUUUGUGUAGUGAUGGAAAUGGAACUUCUCUUCUAUAUUCACUUUGCCUGUAAAUUGUUCAAAGAUUCUUGUGCUUAGAUUUUCAUAAUUUACUUUUUCUUUUCUGUGUUUUCAUGAGUUGAUUUUUAAUGCUCAUUUUUUUCAAUUUUGUUAUAUUGUUAUUUGAGAUUUUGUUGUAAAUCAUGUUUUGAGUCGGACAAUUUUAGUUUAAGUUCUGUCAUUUUUGGAUCUUGUUGCAUAAUAUUAAAGGGACCCUCCUACAGAAGUCUUGUCGGCAAAACAACAACACAAAUUACAAAAAAGUUGUUGUUUUUUUAUAAUCAUAAACAAACACCUAAUAAAAACUGAUUAUUACUCUUAAUUUGUUGAUUUUACUCCACUCAUUAUCAACUUUUUAAUAGAGUUAUGGAGUCUUUUCAGCAAACAAAGUAUUUCGUGUAGUAUUUUGAAAUAUAGUUAAGAACAGAAUAAUUGUUAUAAAAAAUUCUAAUGAUGACUUACAUAAUUAUAAUUGUUAUAAACAGUUUGUUCAAAUUACACAAAAAAAAAAUAAAAAAAUGUCUGGCCUUUUAAUCUGUGAGAUAGUCCCUUUAAAUGGUAGAUCUAAUAUUUUACUGAAGCUAAGAUCAUGAAUUUUUAUGCUGUUUUCUUCUGAGAAAUAUGACAUCAUAGUUUUCUUUGUCUAAAAAAAGAAUUGCGACAUCCACCCUGUGACACGAUUUUAAUGUCCAUGUUAUUUUUAAGGCAGUUUACAAUUCUUUUUAUAAAAAACAUAAUGGACAUGAUUCCAAAGACUGAUAGUUAAAUUGGUUAUUUUAGUUCAAUUGUUUAUUUUAAAACCCAUUUCUUUUGUCACAUGAAGCAAUUAUAUAGUUACGUAUACAGAAAAAGUGCUAAUUUUGAGAUUCUAAAAAUGUGAUACCUGUUGAUUUGAGUUGUAUCUGUAAAUCCAUCUUUGUAUUUAUUUGCUGUAUCUGGUUACAUAUAUAUCAAUGUUGUCACCAUUUUAAUGGUUUUCAUAUACUGCUUGGUUAUCUGUUUUGAUGUUCGUUGAAAUGUUGUAAGCCACUCGUCAAUUUAAUUGGCAAUUUCCAAGAUUCUAAUGCACCCUAUGUAACAUAGUUGCAAGAUUCAAGUUUUUUUAUAACCUUAAUUUGAAAAGGAUUUUUUUUAUAGUUUUCUAUAUGUAAAAAAAAUAUAUCAAUUUUAUUUUUACAUCGAAACUGCAAAAUUUAAGCCUUAAAUAACUGGUUAGCGUAUAUUGUAUAUACUGAUGAUGUGAUCAUGAAUACUUGUUUUAUUGUUUGAUGUCUACUUAACAAGUUAUGACAUGACAUAUAUAUUUAUGCCCCCUUUUGAAAAAAGUGGGGUAUAUUGUUUUGCACAUGUCGGUCGGUCGGUCGGUCGGUCGGUCUGUCUGUCUGUCGGUCGGUCGGUCGGAAUACCAAAUGGUUUCCGAUCAAUAACUUGAGAACGCUUUGACCGAGGGACCUCAUACUUGGUAUGUGUAUUGGUCAUCACCAGCAGAUGAACCCUAUUGAUUUUGAGGUCAGUGGGUCAAAGGUCAAGGUCAGUGUGACCUUUACAUGAAAAACGGUUUCCGAUCAAUAACUUGAGAACGCUUUGACCCAGGAACCUCAUACUUGGUAGGUGUAUUGGUCAUGACCAGCAGAUGAACCCUAUUGAUUUUGAGGUCAGUGGGUCAAAGGUCAAGGUCAGUGUGACCUUAACAUGAAAAACGGUUUCCGAUCAAUAACUUGAGAACGCUUUGACCCAGGGACCUCAUACUAGGUAGGCUUAUUGGUCAUGACCAGCAGAUGAACCCUAUUGAUUUUGAGGUCAGUGGGUCAAAGGUCAAGGUCAGUGUGACCUUUACAUGAAAAACGGUUUCCGAUCAAUAACUUGUUUUUUAUUGUUAUGAUGACUUAACCAUUUAAUGGCUAUUUUGUCUUGAAAUUUGUUGGAAAAAACACUAGUAAAGAUGUUAUGUUGACUUCAUUUUGUGAAGUCAGUGUAAUCAUAUUAUAUCAGAUUUAUCAACAACACUUCUGUCAGUAUAUCCAGUAAAACGUGAUCAACUAAAAAAAAAAUAACAACAUGUCAGAUUACCUAUCCAACAUAAAACGUGUCAACGAGAGUUCAUGAUCACAUGAUCAGUAUUUACAUUACACGCUUCCAUAUUGAAGUAACAAGGUGCUUUACCAAAAAAUAGAGAAAUAAACAUUUUUUAUGUAUUUUUGAUACGAGACGUCCUCAGCGAAAAUGAGUCCUGUGAAGGAAAAAGGGAAGUAUAAAUUUUUGCACAAGCCUUAUACGCAGGCAUUCAAAUAUAUUUUUACAUAUUUUUUUAAAUGGUUAUCGUAAGGAAUGCUUUAACAGUGCGCAUUUUUGCAGGUGACAUCUCAGUUGUACACAUUGAUGUUUACGCAGUUUUUGUGUUAUUGCAUUAGUAAUGUAUUGUAACUUGUAAGCGAACAAAUUCUGUAUUUUAUUCAGAUAACUUAUAAGAUGGAAGCUUAUCGCAUUACUUUGCUUGUUUCAAGUUUAAAACAACCAUAACGUAUUUUCUUACUUUCUUAUAUUACGCUUGUGUUAUUUAACUUGACAUUGACAUCAUUUUGUCGCACUGAUUAAACGCAAACAAUUUGCUGAAAAAUGAAUAAAGUGUUCUUUUUAGGUGAACCAUAACGUAUUUUCUUACUUUCUUAUAUUACGCUUGUGUUAUUUAACUUGACAUUGACAUCAUUUUGUCGCACUGAUUAAACGCAAACAAUUUGCUGAAAAAUGAAUAAAGUGUUCUUUUUAGGUGAAAAUCGUGAUAUGAGAUAAAUAUUAUCUUACAUUUGUUGCCAAAUUGUGACAUGUGAUAAAAAUAUUCUUACAUGUGAUGCCAUUCAGUUUAUGAAACUCAAGACAGGAUUAUUAUAAAGCAUGGCUAAAGGGUUGCUUGGGAACUUUUCCUUAACAUGUUUCGUAGGUGUUUAUAUUUAAUGGCAUAGCAUGUAAAAAAUUUGAUCUAAAUGAAAUAAUGAUCGAAUGUUAAGUGAAAUUGUUUUUUAUAGAUUUCUUACAAAAAUGUACUAUAAUGAUCGAAUGUUAAGUGAAAUUGUUUUUGAUAGAUUUCUUACAAAAAUGUACUAUUGUGAUCGAAUGUUAAGUGAAAUUGUUUUUGAUAGAUUUCUUACAAAUAGGUACUAUAUUUUACUUAUGUAAAUUUACAAUGUUUAUCAUAUCAAAUCAAAUAUCUUGCCUUUUGUUGUGUACUCAAUGUUGUUUAAUUAUGGUCUGAACAGAACUGUCUUUAAUUGCACUGUUGAAGUUUAUUGCGGUGGAAAAAACUAUGCGAACAUUCUCUUUUAAGAAGAGUUUGUUCACACAUCUUUUCCUUCUGCAGUACUUGUAUGUUUCCACAGCAAUAUUGUGUGUUUCAUUGUAGUUAAGUAGUUUUUCACGUGUACACCGCACGUCUUCCUCCUAGUUUAGUUAUCAAUUCUUUGCAUGUGAAAAAACAAAGCGUCUUUAAGAUUUAUCAUGUAUGUUAUAACUUAUAAAGCGUGACAAGCUAAAAUAGGUCUCUUUAAGUGAAUAUGAUAUGAGCAGGAUAAUGACAUAAGCAGAAAAUAUAAUGUUAGAUGGAAAUAUGACACAUGGAGGAAAUAGGAUGUAGGCACUUAUAUGACAUAAGCAUGUAAUAUGACGCAAGUCAGAAAUAUGACAUAAGCAGGAAAUAUGACAUAAACAGGGUAUGUUAUGUAAGCAUGUAAUAUGACGUAAGCUGGGAUUAUGGUGUCAGCAGUGAAUAUGACAUAAGCAGGAAAUAUGACAAAAGCAGGAAAUAUAAUGUAAGCAGGAAUAAUGACAUAAGUUUGAUCCAGAUACCCUUGUUCCCAUGUUUUUGAUUGAUAAAUAAUACCUUUGAGUGAUGCUGGAUUAUUAAAAAAGUGUAUUAUUAGACCAAUUUCUGCUUGUCAGAGCCGUUAUGUGUUGCAUGGAUGAAAGUUUGAGUGUAUUUCUUGUAUAAAAUUUGUGCUCUACAGUAUACUGAUUAAAUUUUGUGGGCAUUUUGUUUCAAUUAUCACGAAAAUAGGACCUCACAAAUUUAGAGUAAUAUACAGUAUGUUAAAGAAUUGAAAUAUAUUUCAAAAUGAUGAUUAAACAGUUUCACACUGUCCCAUUUACUUAUGGUGUGAGUUUUUGUGUAUUGAUUUUGAGUCAAAGAUUAGGUUAGAAGAAACUGUUUUCAUUUGACAUAUACCAUCAAAAAUAUGUAGAUUUUCUUGUGUUAUUUUGCACUGCCUUUGAUAUUGUUUUUUGUUUUUUUUUUCUCUCAAGAUGAUUUUUGCUUAUUAUAAUCGUGCAUUAUUUUUCUACUUUUUCAUGACUUCAUUUAAUCUGCAGUAUAUUUUUUUUAUGGAGGGAAAAAAUGGAAUUGAAAUGAUUGCUUAAGAUAUCCAUUAUAUUGAUAUGGAAAUCCAGUAAUUUGGUUAACUGAAUCUUUCAGGGGCGUACCUAGGCGUAUAUAUCAAUUUUUACUCCCCAAAAAUGAAAGGUGCCUAAAUCUCGAAAUAAAAGCUACAGGUGUGUAUUUAAAAAUUUGUGAAACUUUUUUAACUUUAAAGGUUAAUUUAAUUUCACUGGAUGUUGGCGUUAAGAAUGCUUAAAAAUGAUUCUUUCAUAACUGUAUUCUUCGAAAAAAUACCAUUGGAAUGGGCAACCCCACUUACUCUAUAUAAUGUCUUGAUACCUAACCAACAACUUCCUUACAUAUGAAUACUUUACUUGAAUAAUACCAUGCUCAAGUAAUUGGAGCUUAGUAGUCAAAAUGCCUCAGGUACGCCCCUGUUUAACAUGGAUAGUAUUAGAGGGUGUGUUACAUUUUUUUAUGCUGAAGAUCUGUCUAUAAAUGACAUAAACGUUUUUGGUGGAGUAAAUAAUAGGACUAUACAGGGUCUUUUGCCUCUGUUCAUUUUUUUUGUUGCAGGCUUUGGGACCAGUUUUUACACACCGGUGGAAAAAUAUACAUACAAUGUACACUAAUUGUAUUCAUUUGUAAUUUGUCUUUUGAUUAAGAUUUUUGUUUACAUUUUGAUAUGGGGGUGAUUGUUCAGAAAACAUGUACUGGGAAAUCUUGUUAAAAAUACUUCAGAUCACAAGAAUAUCCAUAAUAGUAAUGAAUAGUGGACAAGGGCAAUUUUUCCAGAGUAGAGGCCAUUGGCAUCUUGUCCCAGAAUAGGGUCAAGGCCAUUUUUUCCCAGAUUAGAGGUCAAGGGCAUCAUUGUCCAAGUGUAGAGGUCAAGGGCAUCAUGUCUAAGAGUAGAGACCAAGGCCAAUUAUUCCCAGAGUAAAGGUCAAGGGCUUCUUGUUUCAGAAUAGAGGUCAAGGGCAUCAUUGUCCAAGUGUAGAGGUCAAGGGCAUCAUGUCUAAGAGUAGAGACCAAGGCCAAUUAUUCCCAGAGUAGAGGUCAAGGGCUUCUUGUUUCAGAUUAGAGGUCAAGGGCAUCAUUGUCCAAGUGUAGAGGUCAAGGGCAUCAUGUCUAAGAGUAGAGACCAAGGCCAAUUAUUCCCAGAGUAGAGGUCAAGGGCUUCUUGUUUCAGAAUAGAGGUCAAGGGCAUCAUUGUCCAAGUGUAGAGGUCAAGGGCAUCAUGUCUAAGAGUAGAGACCAAGGCCAAUUAUUCCCAGAGUAGAGGUCAAGGGCUUCUUGUUUCAGAAUAGAGGUCAAGGGCAUCAUUGUCCAAGUGUAGAGGUCAAGGGCAUCAUGUCUAAGAGUAGAGGCCAAGGCCAAUUAUUCCCAGAGUAGAGGUCAAGGGCUUCUUGUUUCAGAAUAGAGGUCAAGGGCAUUUUUUACAAAAGUAGAGGUCAUGGGCAAUUUAUUUUUUCAUAUAUUCUGUAAUGGAGCUGAUUCUACCAAGGCAAAUUAACAUUCAUGUGAUUUAUAUUAGCCUUAUCUUUAUAAGGCCAUCCUUAAAAUAAAACCCUAUGAUUGUUUGCAGUGUGCUGACCACGAUUUUCAUUUGGUCAGUAGGUUGGGAAAUUUCUUUGAUAACUAAGGAAUGUCUUAUCGUUAUACAAGAAAAUAAAUUAAAUUAAAGAAACUUUACCUACCUGAGGUGAUAAUUUUGGGCUCAUGGUUUAUGGUGAAUUGCCCCAGAUACUGCAAACAAACCAUUUUUAAAGGAUGGCUUUACUAUUGUUGCAAGUAAAGCUUAGUAAGAUUGCCUUCUUUCUUUUGAAAACUUAUACAACUUUGUUAUACUCAUGUGCUUUCUCAUUUUGUAGCCAUUCCUUUCAAUAAAGUGUGCUGUUAUAUUAAGCCUUUGAACAAAUUUAUACAUGUUCUGUUUAAUUAUUUUUUUGUCAUAGAUGAUGCAAGUAAACUAUCAAUGUGUUGUUCACCUUUUGGAUUAUGUUAAUUUUUUUAUCAUUUAAACAAAUUAAUACUUUUCAUAAUAAAAAAAAAAAUAAUAAUAAAAAAACAUCUUAAAAUAAAAAAGUGAAAAUAAUAAAACAUGAAAAAUUUCAUUUGAUAAGUAAUGAAAUUAACGUUUUGGUGGUGGAAGUGAAUUUAUUUGAAAUAGUAAUCGUCCUAAUUUACAUGUAUAACUAUUUCUCUUAUAUGUAAUUCAAUUAUAUAGUAGGGCAUGUCAUAUCCAUAUCAGCAUAUCUUGUAUAAGCAUGAAUGUCGCGUGCAUUGUGAUAUGAGUUUGAGAAAGUGAUAUGAUCAUGAAUGUAAAAGUGUGAUUAAGUGUGAUAUGAUCAAACGAGUGAUAUGAUUGUUAGAAAAGUUCGGUUUUGUUUCCAAUCAAUUAGAUAACAUAUAUUGAAACAAUAAAAUAUUUUCUGUGUGUCAAAUUAAGUGUCUUACAUAGGGAAGUAAUUUUGAACUGUUGUUUUUAUAUAAUGAAAAUUCUUUAACGUCUGACAUAUAGAAUCACACACUGUAUCGUUAUAGCAUCUGUAGAAUUCUUUAUACGUACCCUGCUUGUAGGUGUAUAAAUAGUGUAUUGGAACAUGUUUACCAUAUUUUUCAACCCAUUUCCUUUAGGUAAGGCAAUGUUUUCUAUUCAUGAACAAAAUGGUGUUUUUUUAGAUCAAUGUUUAUUGUGUGCAAAUCUGAUCAAAUGAUCAUCUGGCAUUGAAACAAGCUAUUCCACAGAUUCCUCCUGUUGCCGCAUUUUACAUACCACUGUUUUUUUCCUGGAUAGUUCAGCUCUCAAUUCAAAGCAAUGAGAAUCGGAAAUGAUCAAAUAAGAUAAUCUGGAAAAGUUUCGUUUGCCACAAUGGUUAAUAUAUUUAAUUAAAACAAUGAAAUCAUGAACCAAACUGUCCAGAGGUUUUUUUUAAGUUUGCCUGGAUGAGUUCAAGUCAGUGACUUCCAAAUCAAACGAUCUUAAAAUUGGUCAUCCGGAUCCAAUAUUCGGGUUAAAAACGGUAUCUGUGAAAAGGUGAAAUGUUAUGCAAUGUACUUGUUUAGUUUUGUACAACUUGCUGACACCUUUAGGAUGAUUGUGUUGAUAAUAAAAGUGUAUUGUCCAGAA
Mya arenaria is the source of this 9553-nucleotide messenger RNA. Its product is annotated as acyl-CoA 6-desaturase-like. The transcript is spliced from 13 exons. The coding region runs from base 149 to 1444 and encodes 431 amino acids. NCBI's taxonomy places the organism in Eukaryota, Metazoa, Mollusca, Bivalvia, Myida, Myidae. Gene Ontology annotation, molecular function: oxidoreductase activity, acting on paired donors, with oxidation of a pair of donors resulting in the reduction of molecular oxygen to two molecules of water. The record is from RefSeq and is a predicted model, not a curated record. Gene Ontology annotation, biological process: lipid metabolic process. Gene Ontology annotation, cellular component: membrane.